Molecule: messenger RNA, 3521 nt
Organism: Spirometra erinaceieuropaei
Lineage: Eukaryota; Metazoa; Platyhelminthes; Cestoda; Diphyllobothriidea; Diphyllobothriidae
Source: the annotation of a GenBank genome assembly
AUGGGACUAAUUUUCAAAUUAUUUCUGGCAUUUUUCGUGUCAGCAAACAUAGUUCAAUGUAUGUACCUUUUUAACAAUAGCUAGACGUCUUAUUCUAACCUCCCUUCAGGUCAAUGCAUUGCCCUACUUCUUUUUGCAUGCUUGAUCCCGUUUGAUUUUGGAUACACCUCCUUCACUAUUAUUUAUUUCCCCACAAACUCUUGAUCAUAGGUAUCGAGACACUUAAAAAUCUUCCUGAAAAAUGCGGAAGACGGUCUGUCCGUUCAGUCUGGAAGGAAGAAGCAACGUACUCAAAGCCCCAGGCGACUCCACAUAGCUGGCCGUGGCUGGUAAUUCCGAAUCGUAGCGUUAAGAACUUCCCUAUAAAGUUGAGAUAGUUUCCUUUGAAAUGUUUAAUUACUGAAUAUAGUGUGCUAGUCAAGUUAAAAAGAUCUGUCUGUUGUUGAGAUAUUACACUGCACAAAAAUAUAUACCUUCCGUUGGCUACAGAUUUGGUGCAUAACGAUGUAUGAUGUAAAUGUAAAGCACGUUUAACUCUCGUUGUUAUGGGGAGAAUUAUACUAUGUGCAAUGUGGGCGAAUAUUAUUUCAUACGGAUGUAGCAAAAUUAAAGUAGUUGAAGGAAGCAUGUUUGAACCAGGAGAGAGAAAAAUAACAUGCAAGUUGCAAUUAGCCGCUUCCUACUUUUCACCAGCUUGUUAUAGAUAUUUUGAAUAAAAUGAUCUGUCUGGUACUUCCUAACUGUAGAAAGACCCGUAAUUGGCAGUACUAUUUAUAAAAUUUAAUGAGCCUGUUGACCUAAUGCACUAUUAAUAUUAAACUUCAAUACGUCUCAAGCGUUAUUCGCUGAUAGUUCUCCUUAUAGCUUUCCGAGAAAUAAAUUUAAAGCAUCUGCGACAUAAACUUAAGAAACUGGUAUCAAAAUGUCAUCAAAUUUUGAUUAAGAAAUUUAGGCCGAACCUGAAGCUAAUUUCGCCAUGGUUUUCAGUCUUGUUUUGCCUACUUAUGCAGUAUAGAGUAACUAGGUUUUUGGAAUUCUAGACAUGCUUAUCUGAUCUACCCUUAAAAAGAAUCAUUUUCAUCAACGUCACGUACUUCUAAAAUCGAGCCUUUAAAAGUAGGGUCUGGAAUACAUAAAACUACCCGUCAAUACAAAAUGACCCCUCCCAUCUAGAGAUGCGUCUAAAAUAUUUAAGCUUAUAAGUUUAUUCGGUAAGACAAAAGGCAUAUCGUCUAAGUAAAUUAAGGUACGAAACUCGUCAACUCCCAUUUUAGAUAAUAUACAUGAACCAUCUUUCAAUAGCACCGAAAAAUUAACUUUGUUAUACCGAAUAUGACUUCUUUGUCUUCAUAUUUAUUUAAGGUGGGAUUGUGGUCCGAGAAAAGGGGUCGACAUCCGUUCUGCGGAGGAACUAUUUUAAGUAGCAGGGUGAUUGUCACCGCAGCCCGUUGCAUCAAGAUGUUAUUUGCCUGUGAAGAAAUGCCUGUUGGUAAAAGCGUCAAUAUUACGGAACGUACUGAUGACAUACUUACCGUACACAUUGGGGAUCAUAAAUUUACCACAUCUGGACCACCAAAGCAAACGCGUCGGGCGGACAUGGUACAGGUGCACCCCAAUUUUCAAGUACGAUAUGAAAAUCAUGGAUAUGACGUCGCUAUUUUGCUGCUCAAUGAACCUUUUACUACAGGUAUUGGUGCACAUAUUUUUGGGUUUGUAUAAUUAUGCAGAGGAAAGCCGAUUUUUAAUAAAUCUCGGCAAAAUAUCGUCAUUCAACACCAUACAGAUUAUAUAUUGUGCCAAAAGUGCCUAUUUAUAACUUAAGUUGCAUUCCACUUGGUUUCGCGGAAACUUUGUUUCCACCGGAAAUUAUGUCUGCUUUUACCACUUCCGGUUCACUCAUUGCUCACAGUGUGGAACUCUUUCAUGUAGUUAGGAUAUCCUUCUUAUCAACUCGAUUAUUAUAAAUUCAUUUAGCCCGUCGUAUUUUAUUGCAUCUUCAAAAACGUUAACGUCGCAUUCCCCAAGAUCCAUGCAGCAAGACGAAGGUAUACGGAGAUAUACCUUUAUUUUCACGUGGAAGCACAUUGACUGGAAGACACAGAGUUUUGAACGUAUUGGAAAAUACAGCCGUAAUUAGUGUAAACUAAAAUAGGAGGCGACGUUUGAAAUCCAAAUUUCGAGGUUUCUAAUUUUUUUGUAGUACUUUCUCAGCUAAUCUUUGUUUCGCAAAAAAUGUAACGAAUAAUGUCUCUAGGCAUUCCUCGUUUUCGUCCGCAGCUCCCGAAGCAAGGCCUAUCUGCGUUUCUCGGGAUGAGAUGGUACUAAAUAAUGGUCACUACUGCUUUUACGCUGGUUGGGGUGCAGUUCUAAGAAAAGGAUCGGUUAACGAGUGGAAAAAUCCUAGGAUACUCAGAGAAGCAGAAGUAACUCUAACCUCUUACGAGGAAUGUCUUCGAGUAAGCUAUCCAGUCCAAAAGGAUAAGACAGUUUGCGUGGAAACAGAAGCAAGGGUAUGUUUCGAAUGAAAGAUCAACUAGUAAUACAUUUUGCUGCCAUGCACACGUCAUUUGUUUCAAAUAGAUUUUGUAUUCGAAACAGUCAUCUAAUAACAUUCGUCUCGGACUGCAAUCUUUAACAAUUUUGGCUGACAGAUCCUUUUGAAUUUAUAUUAUUUAAACAUUGCUUGUUGGUUCAAAGUGCUUAGAACAUCCGGAAGGACGAUUUGCUGGGGUCAAGGUUGGUUGACGAGUUAAUAAAUAUAGUCCAGAGUAGUCGUCUAAUACCGAGAAACCGACCUUAUCUGGGGCUUAUGGUCUGUGGAAGACCUUGAAAUAUAUUUAUUGACUCGCAUUAGGACAUAUAUUUUGAGUUCAACACUUAAAACAUGCGCAUGCAAAACAAUUAGAGGCAGCUCCUACAAUGGAAUAAAAUGGAAAGAAGCUAAUUUGGCACGCACACUGAAGUUGGUAAUCCUUGUCUAAUAGUUUUAACCUUUUGACAGGUUACUGUGUAAACUCAACGCAACAUCUAAACUUGUCUUAUUGUAUUCGGAAGUUUUCUAGUCAGUAGAGGAAAUAAACCCAUUUGAAAUUCUGUUUAACAACGUAACAUGAUUUUAUGGCACGUGUAUGUCUUGUCAAACACUAAAUAUCACCUUACUUCGGUAUUCGCAAAUUCUCAGUGUGACACCGGUUCUAGAUGAGCGGUGGGAUUAUCAACUUCUCUGGAUAUUAUGUACCGCCUGAAGCGUCAGAAAUCAGAAUAGCUCACCGUUCUUCUCCUGGUUUUUAUUAUGAUUUUGCACAGUUUACAACUUCAACUUCGGCUAAACCUUUUUUUAGACUCCUUGCCACGGUGACAGUGGAGGUGGUCUAUACUGUCUUCCAAAAGACGAAAAACGCUGGUUUUUAUAUGCUGUAAUCGGUACCGGAGAUGAUGACUGCGUUGGAGACCGUGCUUUAUGUACCUCAGUCUCAUCCGUCAGGCAGUGGAUAAGCGACGCUAUUUCCAAGCUCCAGUAA